Ostrinia nubilalis (European corn borer) is the source of this 2513-nucleotide messenger RNA. RefSeq lists its product as uncharacterized. The coding region runs from base 72 to 2459 and encodes 795 amino acids. The transcript has 2 exons. NCBI's taxonomy places the organism in Eukaryota, Metazoa, Arthropoda, Insecta, Lepidoptera, Crambidae. The record is from RefSeq and is a predicted model, not a curated record.
CGCGUCGCCCGCUGUCGCACCCGCCCCGCGUCCCCCGCGUCGCCCUGCCCCGCUCGGUCGCAGUCGGCGCCAUGUCGUUUAUCUUCACGUGCGGCGUGCAAGGCUGCUCCAGCGCCGCCAACGAGAGCAACGACUCCUUCAAGUUCUUCCGAGUGCCAGCGAAUCCCGUCACGGCCGAGAGAUGGCAGACGCUGGCCGGGCGGCAGGACAUGGAGCUGGCGGCGUUCCGGCGCAUGUACAUCUGCCAGAAACACUUCCAACCCGAUUGUUUCCGCAAAGACCUGAAGAGGCUCAAGAACAGCGCCUCCCCCUGCGUGAACCUGGCCCAGAACAAAACCUUAACGGUCAACAGAGGUACGCAAUAUGAAAAUCUCGCAAUGGAUGUCUUCUACACAGAUACGCGCCAAGAUUGCAAAUUAAAUCGGGACACAUUUUAUAACCUUUGUGACGAAUUUCUCAACAAAGAAAUCGCUAAAAUUGUCAAAGAGCAGGUCGAUUUUAAAUUUAAGUUCGCCGGUGAAAAAUACGAUAGCGACUUCAAGUAUUUCUGCCUAAAAUUCUACUACACUUGCCCCGCUAGCUAUUUGGCGUUACAGCCGUCUAUGAACUUGCUGGAUAAAAAAAGUUUAAUGACUGUAAUGAUGACGACGUUUAUAGGCGAGCACGAUAAGUUGUCCAAGAUCCUCUAUGCCAAAUUUGAGUGUAUGUCACCUUUGGAGAAGAACGCCGUCUUACUGGUCGGUUUUACGGAUGUCAAACCGCACUAUUUCUAUCACAUCUCGGAAGAUAAGGUCUAUGGCUUUACUGAUAAUUGUGGGACACAAAGUCUUCAACCGGCUUGUGGAGCGAUAGUCCUCAUCGCGCGAGGCAUUUACGAGCCCUGGAUCCUUCCGAUCGACUACGUUCUUUUACCGGCGGGGGACGAAAAUAACAUCAAAAAUGUGAUUUCUUCAUGGUUAUAUAAAACAAUUCAUAUGUUGCUACAUGUAGGCCUCAAUAUUCGAAUUUGCAUCUCUAACCUAAGCGCUGACGCAAUCACAAAAGAUUCCGCCGUUCACAAGGUGACUAGAGAGCAACCUUUCUUUUUCGUCGAAUCAAAACAAAUAUAUUACAUGAAAGAUCCCACGAUUACGAUAAAAAAAAUUCACAAGCAUUUCAUGAGGCAUGACGUUUAUAGUCAUGAUUGGAUAGCCAAAUGGAAGAAUAUAGUGGAGUUUUAUGAUCUUGACAGUAAAAAAAAAUAUAGACUUGCGUCUGCAUUGCGUGCAGAGCACGUCAGGCCCACUGGAAACGAAAUACCAUUUUCUUCCGUUCUGAAUACCUUCAGCGAGGCAGUUGCUGCGGGAAUGUCCGCGUACGUUGACUCAGGGCAGAUGGAGCAAGAAGCGCGUGGCACAGUACUUUUUUUGAGCAUAAUGAGCAGGAUGAUCGAUUUUACCCGUUCAUCUAACGCUCCAAACUGUAGUGAGUUUAAAAGACCGUUUACCGGUUCUGAUAAUCAAAUGGAUUUAAUAUAUGAUGCGUUGGCAAUGUUCCGAGAUUUUGAAAACAAUGCAGAUAACUUAGAGUUUGUAACAGAUAUUCAAAUAGCCAUCAGGUCAUUACUGUUGUUAAAUGAAGAUUUAACCUUAGAAAACUAUCCUAAGUUAUUCACCAAAAACAUCAACUUUAACACAAUGACAAUUUUUUUUGAUUUGGUUUCUAAAAAAAACUGCAAAUCAGGACAGAUAUUGCCAUGGAGGUUAGUUGAUACAUUUCGCACCAAUUUUUGUAGGUAUCUCGUAAACACACCUAAGUAUAGAGACUGUCCAGAGGCAUUAAGUGGAGUAUUUUUUGAAUACCUUCAUAAAGUACCUAAGGACCAAAAGGCACUCAAAAACGAGAACGAAGGACUUGGAGCAUUUAAAAAUACAAUCACGACAUUCAAAAAUUCAGAUGUAAAUAUGCCUGUUAAGAUAUCCGAUUAUAAAGAUUUCAAAAUACCGAGUAAAAAUCAAUUGCAAGCAAUAAGUGCAUUUGUGCUUAAAAAAUGUCUCGAAAAACACUCUACCUGUGUUCUGCCCAAAAAAAUGGGUAGAAAAAAAGUGGAAUCAAUCCCCAGUUGCUUGAAUCGGUAUCCUCAAUUCACGAUGGGCUCUGAACCCGAUCAAGUGAUUCCAGACCAGGGUUUCUUGCGAUUGAUUGCCGAGUUAGAGAACGACCUGAAGGUGCACUGCGACACCCACAUGAUGAGCUCCUUCUGGAUGCUGAAGCUGAUGCAGUUCAGCAGGUUCACCGGCGACUCGUACCAGCGCCCGUGCCACUGCUUCCCAGUCGUCUACCUAACAAAAUUGUAUUUCAGGAUUAGGUUAUCACAAAUCCUUAAGAUGAAUAACAAAAUUUUUAAAACUACUUCAUUACAGUUUGCUUCAUAUCGCAGUUUGCCUUAUUUCAAGUACAUUAAGCCCAGCCUUUCUUAAUUAUGUAUCACGAAUUUCAUUAUUAUUGAUUAAAGAAUUAUUCUUUCGAGAUAA